Cheilinus undulatus (humphead wrasse) is the source of this 3170-nucleotide messenger RNA. RefSeq names its product origin recognition complex, subunit 1 (gene orc1). NCBI's taxonomy places the organism in Eukaryota, Metazoa, Chordata, Actinopteri, Labriformes, Labridae. Gene Ontology annotation, biological process: DNA replication initiation; mitotic DNA replication checkpoint signaling. Gene Ontology annotation, molecular function: DNA replication origin binding; ATP hydrolysis activity; ATP binding. Gene Ontology annotation, cellular component: nuclear origin of replication recognition complex. The coding region runs from base 190 to 3018 and encodes 942 amino acids. The record is from RefSeq and is a predicted model, not a curated record. The transcript is spliced from 18 exons.
AAGCUACGUCAUUUUCGCGCGAAAUGCUGUUGGCAUCCUGGUGUGUUGUCGGGGCGUUUUAUUGAGUCCUGUAUUUUAAAGCCGGUAGAAUAACCUGUGAAGGUGUGUAAUCGGCCUGGAUUUAGGUGUGAUUGAUUUUAUAUCGAUCACAGUUCAGUUUUAAAGUUUGACCCGAGCGCGUGCAUCAGGAUGAAAUACUUCACGAGACCGAAAAUCAAGCGGAGCUCCAGGUGGCUGGGAAAGCCUUUCCGGUUUAACCGAAAACUAAAAACAUACGAAUAUAACUCUCUGGAAAUCAGCGUGGAGGGUCUCCCACGGCCCACCAUCAUUAACGUGGGUCAGCACAUCCUCAUCGAGGGCGAGGAUGAAGAUAACCCCUAUGUGGCCAGAGUGGUGCGGCUGUUUGGUGACGAGAUCGAGCAGCAGAAGAAGGCGGUGGUUCAGUGGUUCGUCCGUGUGUCUGAGGUGCCUUUGAGCAAACUGAAGCUGCUGGGCAGAGCACCGCACCCUCAGGAGAUCUUCUUCUAUCAGGGCCGCAGCUGUGACGACGAGGUCAACACCGAGUCCAUCCUCAGAACCGUGCAGGUGAAACACCUGGAUGGAGCGGCUCCGUUCCCGGUCUCUGGCGACAGAAACACGCUGUACGUGAAGCUGUCGUGGGACUCAAAGGUGUUCAAAGCGGUCGAUCCUUCCCUCGUCGAUCCUGCUGCUCAGUCUUCCUCCCCUCCUCCCCCUCCUAAACCCUCCCUCCCCCCGUCUCCCCCUUGCUCCCCGCCUGCAGCCGCUCCGGCGUCCCGGGGACCCGUUCGCCGCGCUCUGCCCACUCCUGAUCCCGCUGUCCUGCGCAGGGCGGCAUCGGGGGAAGUGAGGUACAGCAGGGCCACGGCGAGUGCCGGGAAGGUCAGCCACACAGCCGAGGCCGAGUCGCUCCACUCGGCCACCAAACUCUCCGCCUCAAAGUGUCUGAGCGCCAAGAGGAGGGGCUCCACAGAGAGAACGCCUGGCGUCCGCAAGAAACUGGAGCUUUGCAGCCCGGAGAAGAAGUCACUAAGUCGUGAAGAUGUCCUGACUCAGCUGCUGGACGAAGAUCUGGAGUCGGAGGUGUUGUUGGCUCAGCGUUUGUCGUCCUCCCCUCCUCGGACUCUGCCUCUCACCCACCGCCUCACCCCCCUAAGGAAGUCCCGUAGAGCUGCCACGGCCGAGGACACCACCCCCGUGAAGACGGACAGUCCUCCAUCGUCUGCUACAGACGACUCCACCAGAGAGCUGCGGGGUCAGAGUCCUCAGCAGGGCGACACUAUCGAAGCAGGGUUACCGACUGACUCGGAUAAGACGCCAAGGAGAAGAAACACCACGCCGAGGGGAAAGUAUGCCACCAGGGGGCAAAAAGCCACCACUCCUUCACGGAGAAAGGAGACCAAAAUCCUGAAGGAGCCCGCUCUGGGAGCGCUGGCUGAAGCGGAUCAUGAAGACUCUCCGAUGUUACCCGUCACCACGCCGCGGAGCUCUCAGAGGAAGUCGGCCCGCCUGGUGUCGUCUCGGAUCAGGAAGCAGCUGGAUCUUCUGGGGAACCACCAAGACGUGGACUCGGACGUAGGUGAUGAAGACGAGUUUGUCCCAUCGAAGAAGGAGCUUCAGAGCAGCAGUGAGGAGGAGGAGGAGGGUGAUGAGGAGGCGGGGCUUGACAGCGAUGAGGAGGUUGUGGUGAAGAAGCGUCGACAUACCGCCGCGGGUUCUCAAACGCCUCGCUCAAAGCAGAAAACUCGAUCUUCAACCAGAACGCCUCGAAAAACCCCAAACAAGAAGGUCACACCGAGCACACCGCGGACUCCUCAUCACGCCACUCCCAGCAUCCCCAGCAGGGCGCGGCCAGCCCGACAGCCGGCCAACGUUCUGGAGGAGGCCAGGACGAGGCUGCACGUGUCCUCGGUACCGGAGUCUCUGCCCUGCAGGGAGCAGGAGUUUGAGGACAUCUACAGCUUCGUGGAGAGCAAGAUAGUCGACGGCACUGGAGGGUGUAUGUACAUCUCAGGUGUGCCGGGCACAGGGAAAACCGCCACGGUCCACGAGGUGAUGCGCUGCCUGCAGCACGCUGCCGACAUGGACGAGAUCCCUCCUUUCCAUUUCAUCGAGAUCAACGGGAUGAAGAUGACGGACCCUCACCAGGCCUAUGUACAGAUCCUGCAGAAACUGACAGGUCAGAAGGCCACAGCCGACCACGCCGCCGCUCUGCUGGAGAAGAGAUUCAGUAACCCAGCGCCAAGGAGGGAGACCACCGUGCUGCUGGUGGAUGAGCUGGAUCUGUUGUGGACCAGGAAACAGAACGUCAUGUACAACCUGUUCGACUGGCCGACGCGGCGUCACGCCCGCCUGGUGGUGCUGACCAUCGCCAACACCAUGGACCUGCCCGAGAGGAUCAUGAUCAACCGGGUGGCCAGCAGACUGGGUCUGACCAGGAUGUCGUUCCAGCCGUACAGCUUCAAGCAGCUGCAGCAGAUCAUCACAUCCAGGCUGAACAAGGUGAAGGCGUUCGAGGAGGACGCUCUGCAGCUCGUCUCCAGGAAGGUGGCCGCUCUGUCCGGCGACGCCCGACGGUGUUUGGACAUCUGCCGCAGGGCGACGGAGAUCUGCGAACACUCAUCCGCCGACCGUACUACCACGGGAUUGGUCAGCAUGAAUCACGUGAUGGAGGCGCUGAAUGAGAUGUUUUCCUCUGCGUACAUCUCUGCGAUAAAGUGUGCGUCGGUGCAGGAGCAGCUCUUCCUCAGGGCCGUCAUCGCAGAGUUUAGGAGGCUGGGAUUGGAAGAAGCCACCUUCCAGCAGGUGUUUGUGCAGCACCAGGCUCUGUGUCGGGUGGAGGGUCUGCAGCCCAUCAGUGUGUCCGAGGGCCUGGCCGUGUGUCAACGUCUCGGGGCCUGCAGGAUCCUCCUGCUGGAGCCGAGCCGCCUGGGAGUCCUGCAGCGAGUCCGGCUCAAUGUCAGCCAGGACGACGUGGUGUUUGCCCUGAAGGCUGACUGAAAGGUUCAGGAUAUUUACUGAUGGAUGGCUUUUAUUUGUACUUUUGAUAGCCUGUGUUUUACUGUUUCAAUGUCUUUGAUUGAUAUUCAAUUCUAGCCUUUUUAUUUGGGAGUAUUUCCUGUCAAAAUAAAAGCCUUGUUGGCGUUCUUUUA